Molecule: messenger RNA, 210 nt
Organism: Penicillium malachiteum
Lineage: Eukaryota; Fungi; Ascomycota; Eurotiomycetes; Eurotiales; Aspergillaceae
Product: NB-ARC and TPR domain protein
Exons: 1
Coding region: 1-210 (69 amino acids)
Source: RefSeq, a predicted model, not a curated record
AUGCCAGUGGAGCACACCAGAGUGCUACUCAAGAAGGCAGAGAUCGACGAAAUGAAUGACAAUCCAGAAGACUCCGAUGACGCAGUCAGUCUAUACGCUAAGGAGCUACGCGAGGAGGCUGUGAAGCUUCUACGAACUCGUUUCCCUGAUGCAAAGGAAGUUGAUUCUUUGAAGACAUACAAUGAUGCUGUUUUCAUUUUGUGGCGAUGA